AUAUGAAGUUUUAUGACUUGAAUCCAAAAUACAGAAAUCAUCAAAAUAAUAAAAAUUUCAAUAAACUUAAUAAGUAUAAAGUUACAAAUAAAUAAACAGAAAAUGUUAACGUAAAAUGUUCAAUUUUUGUAACUUUAGAAGAAAAUUUUAAUAAUAAAUAUUAAAUAGUGUUAAAGUUUAUUUAACGAAAAACAAAAAUGUAUAUAACUUACGUGGCAAUUUGUUUGCUUGCCUUAUCUGCAUUAACAUUAGGGAAUGAAUUAGAUCACGAUGGAUGGUUACAAUUGAGACUUUUGCAUUCUUUUGACGAUUCACCAACACCUAAUUUCAUAGAUAGAGGAAAUAUUUCCAUAUCAAGCGUACGUCAUGGAUCGGCAAAUGUUGUUCAAAUUGGCUUGCAAGAUUCACAAGUGACUCAAUUGAAAAAACUCGCUCAAAAUGGAGAAAAAUAUCGAUUAAAAGCCAUUGUUCGAUCAUCCUCAGGAAGUGAAACAACUUUCCUCACUUCUGUGCUUGCGUGCAAUUUAUUGGGUAUGGAUUUAGAAGAUUUAUUACACGUAUGGCUUGACAGUGCAGCGGAACCGGUAGCUGUAAAUUUAGUAUCACGUGGACCUUGUAUUACACAAGGGCCAUCGACUAAAAUGUGGACAACAAAUGUACAAGUUAAAUAUCCUGAUGGGGGUCCAAUUCCCGAUACGGCAACUUAUAUACACAAAUUAGAAAAGGAACGCGAGGCUCGUGAAAGAGGAGAAACCAAAGACAAUAGAUCAUUUUUAGCUAAAUAUUGGAUGUUCAUUGUUCCGGGAUUAAUCUUAUUUGUAUUAAUGUCGGCACAAAAUCCAGAAGGUGGUCCAGGUGGCGGUGGUUCACGAUAGUGAAAUAUUGUACAAAAAAGAAACUACUUAUGUUUUUGUCAUUCAGUGUCAAUCAGAAAAUAAAAUUGCAUUUGUAAAAUUGUCACUAUUACAAUAUUUAAGUUUGACUGUCAUAUUAUCUCAAUUUACAAAAAAAAAUAAAAACAAACAAAACUGUACAAUUUUUUGUAGGGAGAAAUAAGAUUAGAUAGUUUAAUAAAUUUUGUAAAAUUUCUAUACAUACACAAAAAUAUAAAAUUGGAAAUAUUUCAUUUGGCGAAAAAAUAUUAUGAAUUUUGUAUUGAGCAAAAAAAUUAUUAAUUUUAAGAAUGUAAUAUAAUAAAGUGAAAUAUAUAUGUGUGUGAAAUUAGAAAAGAGAA
Leptopilina boulardi is the source of this 1234-nucleotide messenger RNA. RefSeq names its product ER membrane protein complex subunit 10 (gene EMC10). Bases 198 to 875 code for a protein of 225 amino acids. NCBI's taxonomy places the organism in Eukaryota, Metazoa, Arthropoda, Insecta, Hymenoptera, Figitidae. The transcript is spliced from 4 exons. Gene Ontology annotation, cellular component: EMC complex. The record is from RefSeq and is a predicted model, not a curated record.